UGCCACUACGAUAUUUUUACAAAUCCCAAAAGCCCCUCAACCCAAGAUAGAAAAGAGCCUUGAACUUUUUCCCUCUUCAUGUAUUGGCAGCAUAGCCAUGAAAUGACAAAAAUAUUGACUCUUUGAUUCAUAUUUCUUGUGAAACCGUCAAAUUCCCCAUUUCACAAGAGCCUCUUGCCUCGUGAAGAUCCGAAAAAGAAAGAAAGAAAAAAAGGAAGAAACUUUUUUUGAUGGGUUACCUUUCUUGCAAAGCAGAAUCAGCAAUCUCCAUAAUCCCCACCUCCACAACUACCCAGAAUUCAUCUUCCAAAACUGCCACCAACAAGCAGGAAAAACCCAUCAAGAUCCAACAGUUUGAUUACGGUGACCUUGAAGCAGCCACCAAUGGGUUCUCUGACCAAAGGCUUCUAGGCAAAGGUAGCCAUGGCUGUGUCUACAAGGCUGUUAUCAGGGGACGCCACGUUGCCAUCAAGAAACCAUCUUCGAGAAACCAAGAAACGAACCCGGAAGCUGAUAACGAGAUCGAAAUCUUGUCAAAGAUUCAAAGUCCCAGAUUGGUGAACCUUCUUGGCUUUACUAAUGGCACUAAAGAUCGUUUAUUGGUUGUUGAAUUUAUGAGUAAUGGCACAUUAUAUGAUGUUCUUCACUCUAAUUCUUCACGGCCUUUGUAUUGGGGUCGAAGAAUUCGAUUAGCCUUGCAAGUUGCCAAAGCCUUAGAAACACUUCACUCGCAAAAACCUCCAAUUAUUCAUAGAGAUGUUAAAUCUGCAAAUGUGUUAAUUGAUAGGAAUUUCAAUGCAAGAUUGGGUGAUUUUGGGUUGGCACUCAGGUGUGGUGUUGAUGAUUACAGGCUUAGAUCAACCCCACCAGCUGGUACUAUUGGGUAUCUUGAUCCAUGUUAUGUGACCCCAGAUAAUUUGAGUACAAAAACUGAUGUUUUUAGUUUUGGGAUCUUGUUGUUAGAGAUUAUAAGUGGUAGAAAAGCUAUCGAUGUUGCACAUUCACCGCCUUCUAUUGUGGAUUGGGCAAUUCCUCUUGUAAAGAAAGGGAAGAUUGUUGCUGUUUAUGAUCCAAGGAUUGCACCUCCUAAGGAUCCUAUCGUUAGGAAGCAGUUGGCUGUCAUAGCAGCUAAAUGUGUGAGGUCUUACAGGGAGCGCCGCCCUGCAAUGAAAGAGGUGGUUGGUUGGUUAACUGGGUUGAGCAAAUUGGUUCCUCUACAUUCAUGGAAUGGAUUUAGCAAUCCAUGUUUGAUGGUUGAAACAGUGGGGCGACCUGUCGAAUUCAGAAAUCCUCAGGAGAAUUUGGACGGUAAUUUUGGCAGGCAAACCAUGAGGGACUCACGCAGAGUCUAUUCAGAUUUGGGCUUCAGCAGCAACUUGAUGGAACUUAUGGGCAUGACUGGUGUUGAUGGGGAGUCUGAAGUUUGGAGAGAGGCUGAUGUGGUUGAAAGGCCUGAAUCAAAACCAGGAAGUAGCGUUUCUAGUCGUAGAUUUGGUAGCAAAAGAUACGUUAACCAUGGGAGAGGUCAGCAGAAGAGCCUUGGUAAUGAGAAUGGUGUUCUUGGUUUGAGGCGGAAUCAGUCAGCUGGGGAAAGUUCUGAGCUCUUUUCAAGAAAUGAUGCCUUUGCUCGAUCAAGUUUCAGUACUAAGGCCGUAGGUGACAUUUAGUUCAUCAAGAAAAACUUAUACAUUGAAAUGAUUGGCAAUGGAGCAAAGUUCAGGCUUCUAAGGUUCUCUUGCUUGCACCUCAAAUUCAUGUAUAUUUGUGGGUAACUCGUUUUUCGGUGAUUUCAACAGAUUGACAUUUUCAAGUUGCUUUCAAUUGUUAAUGUGGUUUUCAUUGUCAAUGUAUAUGCAGAUCGGGACAUUUCUAAUGUCCAACUCAUAGGUUGUUAAUCUUUUUUCCUUCUUGUUUUUGCUGCAAGGCUCAUGUAAAAUGAAAAUGCUGUUGAAUCCAUGCAUGAGAUGAUUCAAAACUUAUCAGUUGAAUACUGAUUUUUGUACUUCGAACAUGCUGUUACAAUAACUUGAAUAAUAUGGUCGACAAUUUGAUUCUGUUUCUUCUUUCA
Messenger RNA from Theobroma cacao (cacao), 2068 nucleotides. RefSeq names its product Protein kinase superfamily protein. Gene Ontology annotation, biological process: protein phosphorylation. Gene Ontology annotation, molecular function: ATP binding; protein kinase activity. NCBI's taxonomy places the organism in Eukaryota, Viridiplantae, Streptophyta, Magnoliopsida, Malvales, Malvaceae. The record is from RefSeq and is a predicted model, not a curated record.